CACCCUUCUUUUUUUUUCUACAAUCAUCGCUAGGGUUUCAAUUUCUCUCUCAGCCCUUUUCCCAAAAACCCUAACCCCAACAAUGGCGGCACCAGUGGCAACAACACCAUCACAGACCGAGUCAGUACAAUGCUUCGGCCGCAAGAAAACCGCCGUAGCAGUGACACACUGCAAGCGUGGUCGCGGUCUAAUCAAAAUCAACGGGUGCCCAAUUGAGCUAGUGGAGCCGGAAAUCCUCCGAUUCAAAGCCUAUGAGCCGAUACUCCUUCUCGGACGACACCGUUUUGCAGGAGUUGACAUGCGUAUUCGCGUUAAAGGCGGAGGUCACACCUCUCAGAUCUAUGCGAUCCGUCAGAGUAUCGCGAAAGCUCUCGUCGCGUAUUAUCAGAAGUACGUAGAUGAACAGAGUAAGAAGGAGAUAAAAGAUAUUUUGGUUAGGUACGACAGGACCUUGCUUGUGGCUGACCCCAGACGUUGUGAGCCUAAGAAGUUUGGUGGUCGUGGUGCACGUGCUAGGUUCCAGAAGAGUUACCGUUGAAUUGGAGUAUGGUUUUGCUUUUGUUAUUAUCAUCAUCAUGAGAUUAUGGUUUUUUGUUAUGAAGCUUAUGGAUUUUUGACAAGUUUAAUGUUUUUGGAUUUCUGUUUAUUUUGGUGUUAAGAAUAUUGUGGUUAAAGUUUAUUAAUUUCGUUCUCUGGAUAA
Messenger RNA from Ricinus communis (castor bean), 700 nucleotides. Its product is annotated as 40S ribosomal protein S16. The transcript has a single exon. The record is from RefSeq and is a predicted model, not a curated record. Gene Ontology annotation, biological process: maturation of SSU-rRNA from tricistronic rRNA transcript (SSU-rRNA, 5.8S rRNA, LSU-rRNA); translation. Gene Ontology annotation, cellular component: cytosolic small ribosomal subunit; ribosome. Bases 83 to 538 code for a protein of 151 amino acids. Gene Ontology annotation, molecular function: structural constituent of ribosome; RNA binding. NCBI's taxonomy places the organism in Eukaryota, Viridiplantae, Streptophyta, Magnoliopsida, Malpighiales, Euphorbiaceae.